Entrophospora sp. SA101 is the source of this 726-nucleotide messenger RNA. The record is from the annotation of a GenBank genome assembly. Lineage: Eukaryota; Fungi; Glomeromycota; Glomeromycetes; Entrophosporales; Entrophosporaceae.
AUGUUUAGCAAAGUCAGAGAUAAGUCAAGAGACAAACUAGAACAAAUUAACCAAGAACUCCAGGAGAUAUUGCAAUCAGAGGUAGCCAUCAACAAAUCGAAUGAGAAAUAUAUAAAGGAUCUGGAAUGUAAGUACACCCGGUGUGAGAAAGAAAUCCAAUCUCUCAAUAAAGAACUGGAACGGCUCGAGAACGCUUCGGAGAAAGAAAAGGCGGAGUUGAGAUCGGAGAUAUCGUCCCUUAAAAGAAGCUUAUAUCAAGCUAAAAAGGAAAUCCGAGAUAAGGUAUCCUAUACCGAUAAUAUAGAGAAGCAAUUACAAGAAUCAGAAGAGCGGGUUCAAAAUUUAAGGCAUAGAUUCAAAGAUAUUUCUUCUCGAAGAAGCUCUCCAAACUUAUAUAAUUCAGAAGAAGAAGAUAUAGAUAUGGCACAUAUAGACCCCUUUAUAAAUAUCACUAGAGGAUUAAAUCGACUUGAAAACCAUUUCACGGGGGGUACACCAUUAAAUAAUCCUGCCAAUAUCAUCCAAGAUAAUCAAAACAUAACACAUAUUCAAAUGUCAACUACUAUUCAAAAUAUCGAAACUGAUGAAAAAGUACUACCCAGGAUAGAUGGAGAUGAAGAUAAUCAAUUAAUGACUAUAUUGGGUAAAUUAAAAGUUAUAAGGAAUAAUGUCAACACAACUACAAUAGAAGUGGAAAAAUCGUCAGAAUGGCAAAGAGGACUGUAA